Triticum urartu is the source of this 956-nucleotide messenger RNA. RefSeq lists its product as uncharacterized. The record is from RefSeq and is a predicted model, not a curated record. NCBI's taxonomy places the organism in Eukaryota, Viridiplantae, Streptophyta, Magnoliopsida, Poales, Poaceae.
UAUACACUCUACUGGCCAGUUACCGAGUGCUGCAACAAGCGAGUGAACACACAGCAUCGUCGCACGCCACUGCUUAGCUUAGCCAGAGAAAAGGAGAAGCCGAUCUGAUUCUGCUCUCAUCACACACACCAUGCCGGGGAGAGAAGAUGGAGCCUCCGCCGACGAGGAGAGCUCGCAGUGCAGCAGCGGCUGCCAGUCCGGCUGGACCCUGUACCUGGAGCACUCCGGGUCAGGCCAACAGCAACGUCGCACGCUGCCAUACGUGCAGCCCGGCGACGUCCUGAGGCAGAUGCUGCCGCAGGUGGAAUACUCCGACGAGGAGGAGGAGGAUUCUAUGGUCUCCGACGCGUCCUCCGGCCUGCCGCCGCACCUGCGCGGCGAAGAGGAGGAGCUGUUGCAAGUGCGAGGUCAGACCAACAUGCCUUCACAGCAGCGUCGGUCGGCCUUCGGCGGCGACCAAUGCCACUCCGGCUGGGGUGGCAGUCGUCGCACCGCGAGCCUCUCUGGCUCCCGUUCCUUCGUCUCCACGAGGUCUCGUAGUUCGGGCGAGAUGAGAAGCAGGAAGAAGAGGAGGGCCGUCGUCCAACGGCAGGAUGAGCCGGCGACGCGUCGCCAUGGUGUCUUCGACGACGACGAUGAUCUCCACGACACCGCGAGUUCGUCCGGCGUCGUCGCUCCCGCAGCAGUGGUGGAAGCUAUCAAGGAUGGCAUGGACCUGCAGCCAAGCUGCGCCUGUGCCUUCUCGGUUCGAAGCACCGGCAUGCAGGGUCUCGCGAUGCUGCACCAUAACUGAUGAAGUAUAGCUAGCCAGGGAACGAGAAAGGCCUUGUUUUGUCGGCCGCAUGUAUAAUCAGAUCGCUCGAUCAUAACCUCACAGUUCACCUAGCUUGUUUGUUUCAAGUUAUAUGUACGAAGCAAAUCGUCCGUAGUGGAGACAAGAACCAACAGUUUUGAUC